AUGAGUUGCACCGAUUUGGGAGGCUUUCGGAAAGUAUCUUUCAAUAUCGCUGAUGCAGAGGGUGGUGGGCUACAGUUUCCCAUUGGAAGAGCCAGUUUGAAGGAUCCGGAACGUUUUGACCGCGAAAACAACUUUUUGUUUCACGAAAAGAGUCUUAGCAAGAAGCACGCUUUAUUGUGCAUCAAACGGUUAUUACCCGCGGAGAAAGACCCCUACGUUCCAUUGUUGGACCAGUUCCGCAUCUCAGUGCAGGACUUGGGCUCCACGCACGGCCUGGUGGAUUUGCAAUCGCAGGAUGCAGAUGCCAAAAUCAUCGAUUUGAAAAACGGGGAGAGAUUUGGCCUCAUCAAGCUUUACCAGCCCGUGGCGGCCGGUCAGUCGCGUGGGGCCAAACUUAAGUUCCAAGUGAGUCUCAAAACAAACGAAGCUCGUCCCGACUCUGGUACUUUGGAUCUGUUCCUAAGUAACGUGACAUAUGAGGACAGCCCUUACGUUAGCAGACCCCCCACCAUGGGCCGCACCGAGGCCGUUUCAAGCCCUUCUUCUUCGUCAUCCGAUCUAAACUUCAGCGAGGAGUUCGGUCUGGAACUCGACACUUGCGAACGAGACAGCACUCCACGCAAUUGUGACGUUGACCAUAAGGUUGUGCUACUGGACGAUGAACCCAACCACAAUGGCGAGUCUGAACGCUCAAUAAACCUGGAAAUGGAGGUCGAAGACGUUGAGGAGUACGGAGGAGAGGUUUCAAGUCAAGAACAAAGUGAAGACGAUACAGAGUUGCUCACAGAAAAAAGCGUUUGUCCAACGCUAUUUGUGGCGCGAGAGAACAGUGAGCUCAAAGUCUCAGAAGCUGUGAUUUCUGUUGAAGAACCGCCUUCUUACAAAGAUUUACCAGUGGCGGAAAUCAGUGCUUCUCGCGACGUUACGCCCCAGUGCUACGAUUGUGCUACUGCUGUUGACCUUCCAGAUGAGGACAACUCUGACGCCUUACCAAUCAAUGUUUUCUGCCAAUCGUCUCGGAAGAGAAGGUUGGAAACCGAAGAUGAAGCACGCCCUGUCAUGACCGAUGAUUUUAAGCGAGCGAAGGUUGGUCCUAUUAUAGGUGAUCAGCCACAAGCUAUGCCCGUUGAUACAAAGAAAGUUAUCAUCGGUGGGAUGAUUGGUUUUUUGGCAGGAUCUGUGGGUACUUUGGGACUGUUAGUGGGGAUCGCUAACAUGGGAUAA
This is a messenger RNA of Lachancea meyersii CBS 8951, 1224 nucleotides long. Lineage: Eukaryota; Fungi; Ascomycota; Saccharomycetes; Saccharomycetales; Saccharomycetaceae. The record is from the annotation of a GenBank genome assembly.